ACCCUUAUCCUCCUUCUUUUUCACUCUCAAGAUGUAUAAACCAACACCUUGUCACUGUAUGAUCAGUACUUCUUGGCCUAUCUCUAUUCAAAUAACAAAUACUGAGAAACAAACAGACAGUACAAAGUCCUCUCAUACCUUUGUUACUUAUACUAUUAUGACAAAAGUGGAGAAAGAAGCCAAUAGAAGAUAUAGUGAAUUUGAGUCUUUUCGAAAAUCGCUUGUAAAGCUAUACCCUACUUGCCUUGUUCCACCUAUACCUGAAAAACAUUCAUUUUCCGAUUAUACUACGCAUAAACAAAAGGAUGAUACUACCAUUAUCGAAAAAAGAAAAAGAAUGCUUGAACGCUUUCUAAAGCGUAUAGCAGACCAUCCCAUUCUUCAUCAAGAGCAUAUCUUUCAUCGCUUUUUAGAUGGGAAUCAUACUUGGUCUGAUAUCUUACAUUCUGCUCCCCUUUUGAAUUUGCCCAAAGAUCCAUUAUUGCCAAGCGAAAACUCAUUUACACUCACAAAACAGCCCUCACAGCAAUCCCAGUCUCACUCAAUUGUACCUGUUCCUUCCAGUUCCUAUACACUCAAAUACCCCGAUAAAGAAUUUGAAGCAUCCGAAUUCCAAGUAAGCAAAUCAGCCCAACAAGUCUCUUUGCAAUUCGAGAAAUCACAAAAACGUAUUCUUCAUCGAUUGGGAGACUUGUCGAAUGAUUACUCUGAGUUAGGGUCAGCUUACAAUGCCCUUAGUUUAAAUGAAACAGAACAAUUGGCUAGUUGUAUUGAAAAAAUAGGCCAAGUCGUAGAUGAUACAUGUACUGCUUCCAAAGACAUGGUUCAUGCAUUACAAGUCGAGUUUUCUGAACAUGUACAAGACUAUACACAGUACGUGUUGAUUGCAAAACAAGUCUUGCGCUAUCGUCGCUUAAAACAAGCACAGCUGGAACUGAUUGAAGAAGCCAUCGACGCUAAAAAGAAUUGUUUAAGAGGCCUUGUCAAGACAGAAGAAGAAGCACAGAAACUAAAGACAACCAUGGAUCAACUUUCGGUUGAGGAGAAUCAUAUUCAACGUCCUAUUCAGUCUAACCGGUCAGGGAGUAGUGCAGAUGAUGAUAACAACAUUGAUACUGAAUCUAUCGAAGAUGGGUUCUCUGCUAUCAUUAAAAGUCCUCCACGUACAGAACAAGAAGAAACAGAAGAAGAUAAAAAAGAGGUUCUGGAUUAUCCAACCAGCGCAAGUGCACCUGUGCUGCGUGCUUCGAAGAAUCAGACAAAACGAUGGUCAUCACCACGAAAGUUGUUUUCUGCUGUAACAUACACCAUUCAAGGCAUGAUCGAUACAGACCCAGAACAAACAAGAAGAAAUCAGAUAGACAAGCUAAAGACGACGGUUGAACAGUUGGAACAUGCAAGAGUGAGAACAAGACAAGAACUCAAGGAAAUGGCUUGUACAAUCCAUGAAGAUUUCGAAAGACUACAAAAACAAAAAGAAACUGAGCUCAAGUCUAUUUUGAUUUCUUUUGCCAAAAUUCAUGCUUAUUAUUGUGAACAGAAUGCUGCUUCUUGGGAAGAUAUUCGCAAAGAAGUCGUAGUGACUAUGGACAAUAUAAAGUAAAUAAAGAC
Molecule: messenger RNA, 1611 nt
Organism: Gilbertella persicaria
Lineage: Eukaryota; Fungi; Mucoromycota; Mucoromycetes; Mucorales; Choanephoraceae
Exons: 6
Coding region: 32-1603 (523 amino acids)
Biological process (GO): retrograde transport, endosome to Golgi
Molecular function (GO): phosphatidylinositol binding
Source: RefSeq, a predicted model, not a curated record